Messenger RNA from Lactuca saligna, 1329 nucleotides. Lineage: Eukaryota; Viridiplantae; Streptophyta; Magnoliopsida; Asterales; Asteraceae. The record is from the annotation of a GenBank genome assembly.
AUGGAGAUUGACAAGGAACAACAUGAGGAUAUCACUAACUAUAAUACAGAAUAUGAGCUACAUGAUGGAAACCAAGAAUCAGAUUCGCCUACAGAGAAUGAUAGGAAGAGGGGCAUGACUCGAUUGCCAAAACUGAAGACUGAAUAUGUCAAUUCUGGUGUAAAAAAUUGUGUCAGGUUUGAUGAAUUUGGUAAGUUUACAGGGAAGAAUAAUGUAGUCUUUGUUAGCUAUUUGGGUGAUCUUGUCCGCGAGAAGGUGGAAUUAAGUGCUCUUUGCUGGAAAAAAGUUAAACCGGAAAUGAAGGACAAAAUACGGGAAGAGAUAACACAUUAUUUUGAGGUUCAUGAAAGUGGAAAACAAUUUGUGAUGAAUAGACUUGGUAUUCUUCUACGGAAUUUCAGAAGAAAGUUGUAUGCAGAUUACAUCAAACCACAUCUAGACGAUACCGAUAUGCUUGAAAAAAUCCCAGUUCAUUAUCGUGCACUAAUAACUGAACAAGAUGAUUGGAACAAAUUUGUGACUUGGGGGUAUACAACUCCUAGGAGGAAGUUGAUUGAAGAGAAUGUGAUUUCAAAGGAGGAAAUUCCCCCAAGGUCAGUUAUGUGGUGUAAAGGGCGUGAAAGUAAAGGAGAAUUUAAGGAUGAAGAUGUUAAAAUCAUGGCUGAUAAACUAAUAAAAGAAGGACAAGUAAAUGUUGAACCAGGAAUGGAUGCCAUGACCUUCGUUUUUGGAAAGGAAAAGGGUAGAUUUUUAAAGGGUGUCGGCACCGGAGUCACUUACAACAGAUAUUUCAAUGUUCCUCGCAGCAAAGGAUCAUUUAAGGAAGAAAUUAAAGAUCUUAAAGUUGCACUGCAUAAUGGAAAACUUGAGCUUGAGAAAAAAGAUGCUGAACUCAAGGCUUUGUCUACAAAGGUUAAUGAACAAGAUCAAACACUAAAGCUAGAUUUGGCUCAUCUUAAUGCAAAAGGAGCUGACUUUCCAAAUCUGUCUCAUACAAUUGGUAUUUCAAGUGAGAAGAUUGUACAGAGUAAUGAAACGUCUCCUGUUAGUCUAAAAAACAAUGAACCUUCAGAACCUGUAACACCAGUUAUUCCAAAACCCAACAAAAAACUUGUUCAAACGAAAUCUGCAACUGCAGCACCCGAUGCAAAAUUGAUUUCCAUGAAAUCUGCAACAUGGGUCCACCUACUCCACCCCCCCCCCCCCACCGGUCUCCCUUCCCAUCCACCGCCACCGUCCACCUCCGAUAACCAUUCCGGCAGCACCUACGUUCAAACAUGGUUCAUCCCUGACAACCACCACAAUUUACACAAAAUCAAAAGAAAUUAA